GCCUCUUUACAACGAGAACCCAUUUUUAGGGUUUAUCAGACGGCAUUCACACCGCCUUCUUUCAACUACCAGCCAUGCCGAAGCAUUACAGGCCUGCCGGGAAGAAGAAGGAAGGUAACGCCGCCAGAUACAUCACCAGGUCGCAAGCUGUCAAGUACCUUCAAGUCAGUCUCUCCGUUUUCAGGAGAUUAUGCAUCUUCAAAGGUGUUUUUCCUCGGGACCCAAAGAAGAAGGUGAAAGGAAACCAUCAUACAUAUUAUCAUAUGAAAGAUAUAUUGUUUCUUAAACAUGAGCCACUUCUUGAGAAGUUCCGCGAGAUGCGGGCAUAUGAGAAAAAGGUAAAGAAAGCAGUGUCUAAGAAGAACAAGGAUCUUGCUGAACGCCUGUUGACAAGGAAACCUACUUACACACUUGAUAUGCUUAUCCGGGAGAGAUAUCCAAAGUUCAUUGAUUCAUUAAGGGAUUUGGAUGACUGCCUCACCAUGGUGCACCUUUUUGCUGCAUUACCUGCCAUAGAGAGGGAAAAUAUUCAAGCAGAGCGAAUCCACAACUGUCGAGGGUUGAGCCUUGAGUGGCAGGCAUAUAUCUCUCGCACACAUAAAUUGCGUAAAGUUUUCAUAUCUGUGAAAGGCAUAUAUUACCAGGCAGAUGUUGAAGGGCAAAAAGUCACAUGGUUGACUCCUCAUGCACUGCAGCAAGUAAUGCCUCAAGAUGUAGAUUACAAGAUCAUGCUUACGUUCUUGGAAUUCUAUGAGACUCUCCUUGGCUUUGUCAAUCUUAGACUCUAUCAUUCGAUAAAUUUGAAAUAUCCACCUAUCCUUGAUCCUCGCCUGAAAGCUUUAGCAGCAGAUUUAUACGCUUUAACAAGGUAUGUUGAUGCUAAAGACCAGACGAAAGGAGCAAACAUUGAGGAAUCUGAGCUUAGACUAGCCCAACUUCAGCAUCAACUUCCUGCUAAUGAACCUGGUGCAUUGAUGAAUCUUGUUGAAAAUGCUGCAGAUGAGAAUGAUGAGGACGAAGAAACAAAGGCCUGUAAAACCCUCUUUAAAGAUAUGACCUUCUUCUUGAGUCGUGAGGUUCCGAGGGAGUCCUUGCUUUUUGUCAUUACUGCAUUUGGUGGCGUUGUCUCGUGGGAGGGGGAUGGAGCUCCAUUUGAGGAAUCUAACCAGAGCAUUAAUUAUCAGAUUGUUGAUAGGCCAACUCAAAGUCAUCGGUUUAUUUCCCGAGAUUAUGUACAGCCACAAUGGGUCUUCGACUGCAUAAAUGCAUGGAUCAUACUACCAACUGAGGAUUAUAUGGUUGGGAGGGUUCUGCCACCACAUUUGUCUCCGUUCGUUGACAAUGAAGCAGAAGGCUAUGUACCUGAGUAUGCAGAGACCAUUAAAAGGCUUCAAGCUGCUGCGAGAAAAGAAAUUCUUCCAAUGCCAGGUGCCGAACAAGAUGAUCUUGAGAAUGCCCAGAAUCUACUUGUUGAAGGGAUCAUUGACCGAACAAAAGCUAAAGAAGCUGCUGAGAGAAAACGAAAGAUGUCGAUUCUUCAGGAGCAGUAUCAUCAGGAACUAAAAAUGGAAGUGGAAGGGACACAAUACACAUCUCUUCCUACUACCGAGAUUAAGAAGAAAAUUGCUGAAGAUACAGAUGAUAACGCCCUGCAACAGUUUGCCGAGGAUGAUGACAACAUGUCCAAGGUGGCAAUGUCCCGCAAAAAGAGGAGAUUGUACGAAGCCAUGAAGAUUUCACAAGCAAGGAAGAAGGCAAGUGUUGAUACCCUGGAGACGAGGAAGAAAAAUAUUAAAAAGUCCAAGAAAACGACGUCGGAGUGAAGUUGGUUUCUCCAUCAGGUUCCGCUUAAAUUUUGUAGUUAUUGGUCUAAAGAUUUUAUGUUUCGAGUAGGAAUUGUGGUCUAUAACCGUGGAAUUAUUCUCAAAUUUUGUCUCGAGUCAUUUCUGUUAACACCUACUAUAUAUUUUCCCAUGCCUUUCUUUGUUCAUGGUUUGAUAUUCUGGUGUUCUAAACAUAGAUGAACCAAACACCAAUCCAUCCCGAA
Molecule: messenger RNA, 2047 nt
Organism: Cynara cardunculus var. scolymus (artichoke)
Lineage: Eukaryota; Viridiplantae; Streptophyta; Magnoliopsida; Asterales; Asteraceae
Product: pescadillo homolog
Exons: 13
Coding region: 75-1823 (582 amino acids)
Biological process (GO): maturation of LSU-rRNA from tricistronic rRNA transcript (SSU-rRNA, 5.8S rRNA, LSU-rRNA); ribosome biogenesis
Cellular component (GO): nucleolus; PeBoW complex
Molecular function (GO): RNA binding
Source: RefSeq, a predicted model, not a curated record